CUAGCAGGGGAUUACCUCAAUCUCCUCCUCGCCACUGAUCGAUUUUGCAGUGAAGACAUUUUUCGACGGAGUAUGGUACAUAGGUAAAGCCGACAACGGUGGAAGAGCAUUGAUUUCUCUGAUCGAUUCCACAGAAAAGUCACGAAGUUGGUAAGGGUCCUGGUUCCCAGAAGAGCUUGAAGAUGUGAACCGAUCUUGAUCGAACCCUACGUUGGAGACAUCCGACAUCGAAUAGGGUCCAUGAACGUUACUGUCGUGAGGCUCAUUCCCAGAGGCGAAGCGAUGUUGGGAAGAACCACGUGGACCCGGUUCAGGAUAGUAGCCAGGCUGCUAUAA
Messenger RNA from Haemonchus placei, 336 nucleotides. Lineage: Eukaryota; Metazoa; Nematoda; Chromadorea; Rhabditida; Trichostrongylidae. The record is from the annotation of a GenBank genome assembly.